Molecule: messenger RNA, 573 nt
Organism: Exophiala xenobiotica
Lineage: Eukaryota; Fungi; Ascomycota; Eurotiomycetes; Chaetothyriales; Herpotrichiellaceae
Exons: 1
Coding region: 1-378 (125 amino acids)
Source: RefSeq, a predicted model, not a curated record
AUGAUCGACGAAACAGAUCUCUUCCGUCGCAUUGACGAGUUAAUCAAUAAAAGCCCGAUACUGUCUCCCGUACUGACCAGUUAUAUCGAAAAGACUCCAACGGAAACCUCAAAGCCCGCGUCUCUACGUUUUGGACCAUACCCUCCAGAUCUGCUACCCUCUUCACGAUCUAAAGACACCACGACUCCGACCGCCACGGUCGUAUUAGGACGUUCGACCUACGCCACCGUUAAGACUCGCUCGUCGAUCGCGCGUCGCGCGAAACCGCGCCGAAAAGCUAUCAAGGACUCGGAAGAGACGCCAUUGCAACCCCCUAGCCGAUUAGGUCCGGUCAUACAGUCACCACAGAAAAACACAUUAAAUUCUAAAGAAGGUUAGGCGAGCUCUUCGGCGAUCUAUAUUCGAUCGCUAAGAGUAACAAUGUCUCCUAAUGAGACGACGCCACCCGUUACUACUACGAAGAAGAGACCGUUGCCGACCCCUUCCUCCCCUGGUAGACAGGUCAGGUUCGGCCGAAAGUCGAAACGACUACGCCUUGAAGUCGAACCUUAAGCCGGUGCGAAUGGAUUUGAG